AUGCGGAAUAGACAUUUGCAUUGGCGCUUAGCUGCACUUAUGAUCACAUCCUUGCUAUUGGCAGCAGUGGCAGAGGGAAUCGACGAAGAAGUGCACGAGCGUCUAAUAAGCAGCACAAGAGAAGACGAAGCAGACACAACCACGAGAGUAGACGCUUUAGAUGCAGAACCAAAAUAUGAUUUCAAAACACUUGAAUUCACGCAAAUACUGGGCAAUCUCGAUUCCGCCAACCGCAGCCACCUCAAGACGUCCAAUUUCAGCAGCGCAGAUGGCAAAGGUCGGCAUCCCUGCGAACGCCGUUGUCAGAGUAAUCAACCGCUAACUUGCCAUUACCACUUGGUCGUGCAUCAUUACCAGGCGUCGAGCGCGGCAUGUGGGCGUUGCUUAGGUAACGACGCGAGCUGUUCGAAGCAGCAAUGCAUUUACGCCGAUGGAGUGUACACACCCAUAAUAGCCAUCAAUCAAAUGUUGCCCGGACCUCCCAUCGAGGUCUGUGUGAACGACAAUAUUGUGGUGGAUGUCAUCAACUACUUGGCGGAGCCGAUCAGCAUACACUGGCACGGACUGUCAAUGUUCGACACGCCGGAAAUGGAUGGCGCACCGUUUGUUUCGCAGUACCCCAUACAACCAGCUGAAGGCUAUCGUUACCAGUUCCCUGCAGAACGUGCGGGUAGCGUUUGGUAUCAUAGCCAUGUUGGAUUGCAGCGCAGUUUGGGUGUCGGAGGCAGUUUUGUUAUUCGCCAGCCCGCGCAAAGUGAUCCGCAAGCGUAUUUGUACGAUUACGACUUACCAGAGCACACACUCUUGAUACAGGACUACAUUUAUGGCAAUGAUUUGAAUCGUGUGCGAAAUUUGCUCAUUAACGGCAAAGGCAGAAAUCACGUGUCAAAUCUCUCCGACCGCGAUCCACGUCAUCGCUACGAACGCUUACAGAUAGCAAAUGGUAAACGCUAUCGUUUUCGUGUUAUCUACAAUGGAGUCCACAACUGUCCCAUUGAGUUUUCGGUGGAGAAUCACAGAAUGCUUAUGAUUAGUACAGACGGAAAUGAUAUCGUGCCUGUGCUGGCUGAUAGCUUUUUCAUGGCUGCCGGUGAGCGAUUCGACUUUGUUCUGCAGGCGAAUCAGCAGGCGCGUAGCUACUGGAUUAGAGUACGCGGAUUUGAGAAUUGUGCCGAAGAGAACAUUUACCAGGGAGCGAUUUUGACUUAUCAGAGUGCCACGAAUCGGGCACUUCCACUGGAGCCAAUGACCAAAACCUCUCAUUGCGCUAGCGACAGCGAAGAGUACUUCGUUGUUGGCGACUAUGAACAUCUGUCGAAAAAGACCGUGUCAUUGGAGAAGAGUGGCUGUUCAAGAGCCGAUUUUAAAGCUACCAAUGUAGCUACAGUCGGCUUGAGCGCGCUGGAGAAAGUGCCAUGGACAAGUGAUACUGAAUUUCUCACGUAUUAUUCGAUAUUUGGCUCCCGCACAGCUUCCCCCGCUACGGCUGUGAACUAUCAAAUCGAUGACAUCACCUUUAAGAUGCCGCAAAUUUCGCUGCUGCAAACCAACGGCCUCUACAACGAAAACGGUGUGUUUUGCAAUCGUUCACUGCUGGCAGCAAAGGGGCAAAAUUGUGUAACGAAAAAUUGUCUGUGCACAAAUGUGGUACGGCUGCCAGCUUAUCGUGCGAUCGAAAUUGUUUUGGCCAACAAUAACAAUGAGCCGCACCCAGUGCACUUGCAUGGCUACAUAUUCCGUGUGGUCGGUCAAAAUGUUUUGGGCAGUGUAGUGGACGCGAAACAGAUAAAGGAUCUCGACAGACGUGGCCUGCUACAGCGCUCCACUGAUGAUUUUCCCAUACAAAAGGACACUGUGCAGGUACCGCCGCUAGGCUAUGCAAUAAUUCGUUUUUACACCAGCAAUCCGGGCUAUUGGAUGUACCACAGCUCCUUGGAUACUCAGGCAGCAAGUGGUAUGGUGGGUGUCCUUAAGGUUGGGGAAGACCAUCAGAUAAAAGAGGUGCCUCUUCGUUUACGCUGCUGA
Anastrepha obliqua is the source of this 2025-nucleotide messenger RNA. RefSeq lists its product as uncharacterized. Gene Ontology annotation, biological process: iron ion transport. Bases 1 to 2025 code for a protein of 674 amino acids. NCBI's taxonomy places the organism in Eukaryota, Metazoa, Arthropoda, Insecta, Diptera, Tephritidae. Gene Ontology annotation, molecular function: copper ion binding; oxidoreductase activity. The transcript has 2 exons. Gene Ontology annotation, cellular component: plasma membrane. The record is from RefSeq and is a predicted model, not a curated record.